UUUUCACUUGAAUGCCUCGCGUGCAAUAUCGAUCUCUUAUAAAAAAAGGUUAAGUACCACUUCGAGCUAGGGCAAGCUCGAAGUGGUACCUAAAAGCCCCGCUCAAAUAUGUUAUACUAUGAACAAAGCAUAUAUUUCCAAUCUAUACCAUUCUUUAGAUUGUCUGGCAAAAUACAAAAAUAGGUGCUUUUUUCACGUUUUCCUCUGUUUUUGUUCAUGGUAUCGUGUUUCCCACUUGGAUGCCCCGCGUACUUAUCGAGUACUUGGUGACCCUACUCAUAAGAGAGCAAAAUGCUACCGCAAGAAAAAACAUCAUCACAAGCACAGGGCUGACUCCUUCUGUUCUAAGGACAAGUUGCUUUACCAGCCUAGUUAGUCAAGAUGUCCUCUGUGCCGAUAAUCAAUAUAUCCAAAUUUUUGCAAGUCGGCGAGUCGGGACUGGCAAAGGCUAUUGCGAGGGCAUGUUCGGAUGUUGGCGCAUUCUAUAUCACCGAUCAUGGAAUCUCCGACAGUACUAUCACUACACUUGAAACAAAAGCACAACAGUUAUUCAAGUUACCGCUUAAAGACAAACAGGAGCUGUCGUUCAAAAAAAGCAAAGCGUUCAGAGGAUACUUUGAGAAAGGGGCGGAAAAGACAGCGGGUCUUCCUGACAUUAAAGAAGGUUUUUUUCUUGGCCCUGACGCGUCCCCAGAUGACAAGGAUUUACAAGCUGGUGUUCCCAUGGUGGCUCCAAACACGUGGCCCAGUGAGAGGCUGGUUCCAGGAUUUUGUAGCUCUCUGAACGAUUAUACCACAGCAAUGACAAACUUGGGAAAGGUGAUGACGCAGUCGAUCAUGCAGGAACUCGAGGUCCCAGAGGAUCUUCUACGCCAGAUAUUCGACCCCCCAUUCUACAACCUCACCUUGUGGCACUACCCUGCUGUGUGCACUGACAAACAUGUCCCCACGGGGUGGGGGAUAGGGCCACACACUGACUACGAGGCCGUCACCAUCUUGCACCAGGAUCCGGUCGGGGGGCUUCAGGUGCAGACCAAGCAAGGGGAAUGGGUCGAUGUCCCACCAAUACAAGGUACCCUGGUAGUGUUGCUGGGUGAUGCACUCGAGUGCUUGACAAACGGACUCUACCGAGCUCCAGUUCACCGAGUAAAGAACUCGCCACAACACAGCCGAUACUCAAUCACCUACUUCUUCCAACCUAACAUCAACGCUGUAAUCCAGCCUCUUGACGUUCCGAAAAUACGGAAUCGGGAAUACAAGCCUACGAGGGAAAACGCUACGGCGAUGCCAUUUCAUUAUGGAUACAAUCUGCAAAUGCGUUACGCGCAAUCCUUCGGCAAAGGGAACCAAGCUAGGGAAGAAAAUGCUGAUAAGUAAUUUAAUGACAUGGCAAGUGCUCAAUGGGAAGUGAUUGAGUCACUUACAGGGCAGCUAUAGGGCUUUUUAGUUAUCGAUCUUUUAUAAAUUUGCGCAGGUUAAAUUGACUUUCUUUUUAUCUUUGUUCUUAGGCGUCAUGCAUAUGUCAACUUUUCUGUUUUUUGUUUUUGUUUUUUUUGACCAGUUCUGUUGUGCACCAAACCCCGGCCCAAGGGAUUCCAACCUAUUAUUUGGUCAUGCAAAGGUGCGCAAGACAUGGCUCACAAAUUCGAUGAAA
Molecule: messenger RNA, 1654 nt
Organism: Nematostella vectensis (starlet sea anemone)
Lineage: Eukaryota; Metazoa; Cnidaria; Anthozoa; Actiniaria; Edwardsiidae
Product: probable iron/ascorbate oxidoreductase DDB_G0283291
Exons: 6
Coding region: 382-1377 (331 amino acids)
Molecular function (GO): dioxygenase activity
Source: RefSeq, a predicted model, not a curated record